UCCUCCCACCGCCCCGGCUGCCGACGUGGGGAGGGCGGCAGCAGGCCGUGAGGGCCGGGGUGUGGGUGCCGGAAGGGAAGGAGGGGGAUGGGGGCCCUGCGGCUGCUGGCGGUGGCCCUCACCUGCUGCUGGUGGCCGCCGGGCAGCCAGGGUAAGACCCUGCGGGGCAGCUUCAGCAGCGCCGCGGCCCGAGACGCUGAGGGCCAGAGCAUCGGCCACUUCGCGUUCCACGGUGACCAUGCUCUUCUGUGUGUCAGAAUCAACAAUAUAGCAGUAGCUGUUGGAAAAGAAGCUAAACUCUACCUGUUCCAAGCCCAGGAAUGGCUAAAGCUACAGGACAGCAGUCAUGGUUAUAGUUGUGGUGAAAAAUUAUCCAAAGCUCAGUUGACAAUGACCAUGAAUCAGACUGAACAUAAUCUGACCGUGUCCCAGGUUCCAUAUCCACAAACGUGGCACGUGUUUUAUGCUGACAAGUAUACAUGCAAAAAUGACAAUGAGAAUUCUCAGGCGGAAGAUAUCCCAUUUGAAAUGAUGUUACUAAACCCGGAUGCUGAAGGGAAUCCAUUUGAUCAUUUUAGUGCUGGAGAAUCUGGGUUACAUGAGUUCUUUUUUCUCCUAGUCCUGGUGUACUUUGUGCUUGCUUGCAUUUAUGCUCAGUCAUUGUGGCAGGCUAUCAAGAAGGGAGGGCCCAUGCACGUGAUCCUAAAGGUUCUGACAGCCGCACUGCUGCUACAGGCCGGCUCGGCGUUAGCUAAUUAUAUUCAUUUCUCCAGUUACUCCAAAGAUGGAAUAGGGAUACCUUUUAUGGGAAGUUUGGCAGAAUUUUUUGACAUUGCUUCCCAAAUUCAAAUGUUAUACCUGCUUCUGAGUCUAUGCAUGGGUUGGACAAUAGUCAGAAUGAAGAAGUCUCAAAGCAGACCUCUCCAGUGGGAUUCUACUCCUGCAUCCACUGGCAUUGCUGUAUUCAUUGUGAUAACACAGAGUAUUUUGCUACUUUGGGAACAGUUUGAAGAUACCAGUCCUCACAACUACCAUUCACAUCACAACUUAGCAGGGAUCUUGCUAAUCAUUUUAAGGAUUUGCCUAGCAUUGUCAUUAGGCUGUGGACUCUACCAGAUCAUCACAGUGGAGAGAAGCACGCUAAAAAGGGAGUUUUACAUCACGUUUGCCAAAGGCUGUAUCUUGUGGUUUUUAUGCCAUCCAGGUCUUGCAUGUAUUUCUGUCAUUUUUAGUGACUACCAAAGAGAUAAGUGGUUACAAGUCAAGACAGAUUUAUGAAAAAUCAGUCUAGCUGCUUUACAGACUGCGGACUGGAGCGCCACGCUCGAGGGGCCCCACGGGAUGGUGUUGAGCCCCGCCUUCUCAGGUCACCGGCGCCAUCAUUUCAACAAGCUCUGCCAGCCACCUCUUACAAGCGACACUGUGUGGGCUUGAACGCGCAGGGGGCUCUUGGACCUGAGGUGUCUGCAAAGGGUAAAUAGAUAGGAAGGUAGUCUGCAAAACUAAAGAAGCAACUUGAGAACAUUUGAAAGGGCUUUUAGAAUACUUUUCAGGAUUCAGGUGGGGCCUGCUUUCCUCUUACCAGAUUAGCCAGGAACCUGAUUUUUCUUACCACUUUCUGUAGCGUGUGCACCUGAGGAGAGAAUGGUUUAGCAAACUGAAUGUGUCUUAUUUUGGAGUCUGUAAACUUAACUGUUCAAUAAAUUUUGCCUUUGAACAA
This is a messenger RNA of Mirounga angustirostris (Northern elephant seal), 1720 nucleotides long. RefSeq names its product G protein-coupled receptor 180 (gene GPR180). The transcript has 9 exons. The record is from RefSeq and is a predicted model, not a curated record. The coding region runs from base 88 to 1278 and encodes 396 amino acids. Gene Ontology annotation, biological process: G protein-coupled receptor signaling pathway; response to pheromone. NCBI's taxonomy places the organism in Eukaryota, Metazoa, Chordata, Mammalia, Carnivora, Phocidae.